CAGUCCCUCCUUCUUGUGGGGAAAAAAAGAAAAGUCGAAAAGGCCCUAAAAGUUUGGAGGCUGGAGAUUGUCCACGUUUACACCCUGCUGCAGACGCUGCUUCCCUCCCUCACUCACAUCCGCGCGGUUGGACGAGAAGAACACGACAGUCGGCUGUCUGCACCACCUGCUGUUAAACUUGAUUUAAUCCCUAUUUUUUUUUCCAGUAAAGAUGUUUUCCUGCCGCCUGCUUUCACUCCUUCUCACCACACAUCUAUGCUGCUUCGUGGUCUCAAAUCCCAGUCCUGUGUUGGGGGACGUGGUGGUGGACAGAGUCUUCAUCCCUGCAGAUUGCAGCAGACUAGUCAAAGACGGUGAUUACGUUCGUUAUCACUACAACGCCACGUUUGUCGACGGGAAAACGUUCGACUCCAGCCACCAAAAAGGCGCUGCUAAGGUCGCCCUCAUGGGUGAAGGUCGGCUGAUAGCAGGAAUUGAUAAAGGUCUUCAGGGCAUGUGUGUGAAUGAGCGCAGGACCAUCACCAUCCCACCACAGAUGGCUUAUGGGAGCACUGGCGCAGGUGACGUGGUUCCUCCAGAUGCCACUCUGGUGUUUGACAUUGUUCUGUUGGAUCUGUGGAAUAAGGCCGACCUGGUUGCCACUAAAACCAUCAGCACACCCCAGGACUGCAAGCGAUCUGUGAUGCGCACGGACUUUGUGCGUUACCAUUUCAAUGGCACGCUGCUAGACGGUACCGUCUUUGAAUCCAGCUACAUCAGGAAGCAGACACAGAAUUCAUUGGUGGGCGAGGGGUGGCUGAUCAAGGGCAUGGAUGAGGGCCUUCUGGGCAUGUGUGUGGGAGAGAUCAGAAAUAUUGUCAUCCCACCCUUUAAAGCCUACGGAGAAAAGGGGUCAGGAACAGAGAUCCCGCCCCAGGCGACCCUGGUGUACAAUGUCCUGCUGGUGGACAUCCAUAACCCAAAGGAUAACAUCAGCAUUGAGAACCAGGUAGUGCCUGAGUCCUGCACUCGCAAGUCAGUGGUCGGGGAUUACAUGCGGUACCAUUACAAUGGAACCUUCCUCAACGGAGAAACCUUUGACACCAGCUACCAAAGGAACAGCACAUACAACACCUACAUCGGGAUGGGGUAUGUGAUCGCAGGCAUGGACCAGGGUCUGCUGGGAAUCUGUGUGGGGGAAAGAAGGAGGGUCAUCAUCCCUCCACAUUUGGCAUACGGGGAGCAAGGAGCAGGAAACGUUAUCCCUCCCUCCACUGUACUGGUUUUUGACAUCCUUGUCAUCGACUUCCACAACCCUAACGAUACGGUCAGCGUCCAGAUCGUGCACAGACCUGACGCAUGCAACGACACCGCAGCAGUGAACGACCUCGUCCACUAUCACUACAACUGCAGCCUGAUGGACGGGACCCUGCUCUUCUCCUCACACCACUAUGACAACGACCAGGAAGUUGUGCUGGGGUCAGACAAAGUCAUCGAUGGACUGGAUUUAGGUCUGCAGGGCAUGUGUGCAGGGGAGAGGAGGGUGGUUACUGUGCCACCUCACAUGGGCCAUGGAGAGAAAGGAGCUACUGGUGUGCCGGGCAGCGCAGUGUUGGUUUUUGAGCUAGAGCUGGUGAGUUUACAGAAAGGAGUCCCCCCUGGUUACAUGUUCGUGUGGCUUAAUGACACACCUGAGAACCUGUUUGAAGCCCUGGACACCAACAAGAACAAGGAGGUUCCACUGGAGGAGUUUGGAGAGUUUAUCAAACAGCAGGUGGAAGAUGGGAAAGGUCGCAUAAAACCUGGCCUGACUAUGGAGCAGGUUGUGUCUGACAUGUUCCGAAACCAAGACCGAAACAAGGACGGUGUGAUCACAGAUGAGGAGCUCAAGCUGAAGGUGGAGGAGGACAAGGAGAGGUUGGAGAUGACGCAUGAGGAGCUGUGAUAAGGACUUGUGUUUUUAGCACUCGCUCUCAGGGAACACCAGAAUAUGGGGGAAAAAAACAUUGAGAGACUUUUUCGUCGACAUAAAGGUUUUAUAUUGCACAGGUUUCAAAAUGGCAAGAAAAUGUAAGUUUUGUAUUUGUAGAAAAUCAAACAAGCACCUUUAUUUGUCCCUGAAGUCAUUAAAAUGUUAAUUGGAAAA
This is a messenger RNA of Cynoglossus semilaevis (tongue sole), 2125 nucleotides long. RefSeq names its product FKBP prolyl isomerase 10b (gene fkbp10b). Gene Ontology annotation, molecular function: peptidyl-prolyl cis-trans isomerase activity; calcium ion binding. Gene Ontology annotation, cellular component: endoplasmic reticulum. The record is from RefSeq and is a predicted model, not a curated record. Lineage: Eukaryota; Metazoa; Chordata; Actinopteri; Pleuronectiformes; Cynoglossidae. The transcript is spliced from 10 exons. Bases 212 to 1924 code for a protein of 570 amino acids.